This is a messenger RNA of Drosophila elegans, 1720 nucleotides long. RefSeq names its product membrane-bound alkaline phosphatase (gene Alp6). Gene Ontology annotation, molecular function: alkaline phosphatase activity. The coding region runs from base 54 to 1607 and encodes 517 amino acids. Gene Ontology annotation, biological process: dephosphorylation. NCBI's taxonomy places the organism in Eukaryota, Metazoa, Arthropoda, Insecta, Diptera, Drosophilidae. The transcript is spliced from 3 exons. The record is from RefSeq and is a predicted model, not a curated record.
CAAAGGUCUGACCUCCACACAAGUUGCUUGGGAUCGCCAGGGAUUAACUGAAAAUGGCCAAGCGAUUCAUUAUAUUGCUCUUCAUUGCCGCCUGGCUGAGCGGAAGUGCCAGCGGACAGAGAGACCAUCCCCGCGGACGCUCCUUCGAUGCCGAAUCGCAUCCCGUCAAGCAUCCGGAAGAGCAGCAGACCCAGUACUGGGUGGCCAAGGCACAGGAGAAGUUGCUGUCCAAGCUGGCCGAAGCAGAGACACAGUCCGCCAACACAAACAAGGCCAAGAACGUGAUCAUGUUCCUGGGCGACGGCAUGUCCGUGCACACGGUGACGGCCACCAGGAAUCUGCUGGGCGACAGUGCGGAGCAGGUGUACUUCGAGGGAUUCCCCUACACGGGUCUGUCCAAGACGUACUGUGUGAACCGCCAGGUGGCCGACUCCGCCUGCACGGCCACCGCCUAUUUGGGCGGCGUGAAGGGCAACUACGGCACCAUCGGCGUGAAUGGCCAGGUGCCCAGGUACAGCUGUGACGGCGAUGCCAAGGAGGAGAACCAGGUGCUCAGCAUCGCCCAGUGGGCACAGGCGGCCGGCAAGGAUGCCGGACUGGUGACCACCGCCCGCGUGACCCAUGCCUCGCCAGCCGGCGUCUAUGCCCACACCGCUGAUCGCAACUGGGAGAACGACUGGGAGGUGGCCAACAGGGGCUGUGAUCCCGCCCAGACCAUCGACAUUGCCCGCCAGCUGGUGGAGCAGCCGGUGGGUCAGCGGCUCAAGGUGAUCCUCGGUGGCGGGCGCCAGAACUUCAUCAACACCACGGUGAACGAUGAGGAGGGUCUUCCUGGCCUGCGCACCGAUGGUCGCCACUUGAUCCGCCAGUGGUUGGAUCAGAAGAGGGCGACCAAUGUGUCGGCCAACUAUGUUUGGAGUCGCAAGGGCCUCAGUCUGGUGGAUCUGGAGCAUACGGACUAUCUGCUGGGUCUCUUUGCCAACUCCCAUUUGCCGUACAACGGAGAUCGGGAACGGAAGCGCUCUCAACUGGCGGAUCCUUCGCUGAGUGAGCUCACUGAGGCGGCCAUUAAGGUGCUGAGUCGCAAUCAGGAGGGAUUCUUCCUGUUUGUCGAGGGAGCUCGCAUCGAUAUGGCCCACCACGAUACCUACGCCAGGAGAUCGCUCGAGGACACCGCUGAGUUUGCCCGGGCCGUGCAGAAGGCUCGCGAGAUGACCUCCGAGGAUGACACUCUCAUCGUGGUCACCGCCGAUCAUGCUCAUGUCAUGUCCAUCAAUGGCUAUCCCUUCCGUGACCAGGAGAUUACUGGCUUGGCCCAGCUGGCCGAUGACAACCUGCCCUAUACGAUUCUGUCCUACGCCAAUGGACCGGGCUACUACUCUGGCUACAAUCGUGCCGAGGGACGGGCUCUGCUCAAGGAGAAAACGGUGGCGGAUGCGGACUUUCGGUACCCCACGUUGGCGCCCCUGGACGCGGAAACCCAUGGAGGCGACGAUGUGGCCGUGUAUGCCUCGGGACCCUAUGCCCAGUACUUCAGCGGGAACUACGAGCAGAGCAACAUUCCGGCUUUGAUGGCCCGGGCGGCUGGCAUCGGUCCGUAUGCCUAGGAUCAGUCAGCUAACUUUUCUUACGUUAUGCACACACAUUGUAACAUACUCUAUGUAUAUCACCGCCUGGCUGAGAUAACCCAAUUAAAAUGCAUCACGGCUAACGGGGCAAA